UCCUCCUACUUCAGCCGGUGGCUUGAGCCAUUUUCUUUCUUCCUGGUAUAUUUUUGUUAACAACAGGUCUAGAGGCUGCUGAUAGGAGGAUUAUGAACAACUUAACCAACAUGACAUUUUCUGGAGUGUUUUCAAGUGUGUGCCCAAGAAGGACCAGAGUAGUCCUGUUCUUGAGUCUUCCAGUAUGUUUUUUUAUUGCAAUGUGGUUUACAGGUGAAGAUCCUAUCACCAUCAUCAUUCAUCCUCCAGUUGCCCUUGUUGGUGAGCAAGUAACUUUGUCUUGCCAGCUGACGCCCAAAAUCCCUUCCAACACAAGUGUGCUUUGGUACAAAGAGGAAAAGGGAAGAGAUACUCCACUCUGCUCUUCCUCCAGCCUGGAUGGGGAGGUGGAGCAGUGCCAGCAUGAAGAACAGUGCAGAAUUGAGGCGCGCUGGGAGAGAAAAAGACUUCUCCUGAUUAUCCAAAAAGUGCAAAUAUCUGAUAGGGGGGUGUACAUUUGUGCUGUGAGUGGCAACGCUGUCUCCCAGGAGGCUGUGGCUCACCUUGAUGUUAUAGCAAUAGGGAACAAGCCAGCUUUGGUAAAGGAUCAGCAAGAGGAAAGCUCGUGUCGCUACACAUGCAAUUCAAAAGGAUGGUACCCAAAGCCUCAAGUCAUUUGGACAACCUAUGGAGGAGGCAAAAAAAACGUGGAGAUCAAGACCACUGUCACCUGGAGUGAGACAGACCUUUUUGUAGUACAAAGCAUCAUAACGGUUCCUUGUGAUGAUGUAGAUGUGAAGUGUGUAAUUAUGCUCAUCAAAGAAAAGAUAAACCAAACUGGUUCCUUGAAUGAAAUGACUCUACAGAAGCCAAGUACUGAACAUACUUUUACAUAUGAGAGCCAAAUGAGAGGUGAUUGUGUAAACCCCAAGGCUAUUUCAGGUAUUCCCCAAAGAGAACAUCUGUCUUCACUGAGCAAAACAAGCAUUCCAGAGGAGAAGUAUAGUAUUUUUGCAAUAGAAAGCUCUGAUGAGUUGCGUUGUGGACAGCCACCACCUUCUGACUUGACAACUAAUAGGAAAUCCCAUCUACAGCUUACUCAACAGAUAGAAAACCAUAACUGGCUCUGGAUUCUUUGUCUCUUUUGCCUGAUUAUUGUAAUAAUAGUGGAGCUCCAGGCACAAGGAAGAGCAAGGGAAGAUAGAGAGAAAGAGACCCUGAAGAAGGAGACUGAGCAACUGCUGGCACAAAAAAUAGCAGAGACCCAGAAGAAAGAGAUAGAGGGACUGCUGGCACAAAGAAGAGCAGAGGAAGAUACAGAGAAAGAGACCCUGAAGAAGGAGAUAGAGCAACUGCUGGCACAAAGAAGAGCAGAGGAAGAUGCAGAGAAAGAGGCCCUUAAGAAGGAGAUUGCAGCUCUACAGAAGAAGAAUGAGGAGCUGCAGAAACAAGGAGGAGCGAAGGAGGAUCCAGAGAAAGCAGCUCUACAGAAGGAGAAUGAGGAGCACCCAGUACAGGGAAGGUCAGGAAAGGAUGCAGAGAAAGAGACCCCGAAGAAGGAGAAUGACAGGGAAGAGGAGCUCCGUGCAAUGAUUGAGACACUGAAGAAGGAGAAUGAAUCCUUAAGAAAAAAAGAAAGAGAAGAGGAGCUCCGUGCAAUGAUUGAGACACUGGAGAGGAGGAUUGAGACACUGGAGAAGGAGACUGAGUUAUUGCGUGUGCAAAGAUACAUAGUUGAUGUCACCCUGGAUGCUGACACGGCUCAUCCUAGACUGCAAGUUUCUGAAGAUGGGAAGAGCGUAACAGACACUGGUGUGAUCAGAAAGGUGUCCAGCAAGGAGGAGAGAUUUGAUUCCCACACUUUUCUGUUGGCAAAGGAAGGUUACAUGUCGGGGAUGCAUUAUUGGGAAGUGGAUGUUGGAAAGAAACGCAACUGGAACUUGGGUGUUGCCCAGGAGAAUGUGGCACGAAAAGAGACAGUGGCUCUGUCCCCUAAGAAUGGUUUCUGGGUCAUAGGGUUAGCAGAUGGGCAAGAGUAUUGGGCCCACUCGGAUCCUUGGAUCCGUUUAAUUGUGAGUGGCAGACCACAGAAGAUUGGGAUCUUCCUGGACAUCUCAUCCAAGAAGUUGUCAUUCAUCAGCGUUCAUCAGAAAAAAGUGCUGUACACUUUUACCUCUGUUAGUCAUCACGGCCAGAACGUGAGGCUUUUUCCUUUCUUCUCUACAGGUUCAUCUGCAACCAGUUCUGACACUGAGCCUCUAAGAAUUGCAUAGGGGUUUGAUGAUGAUGACAAGUGAAUGGUUGAAGUGAAAAUGCAUGGCUAAUUAAUGACUGAAAUCCAGAGUCUGACGUCAGACUACACUCUAUUCAGACCCAUGCUUUGUGCCACCAAGCUGAAACAUAUAAAAUACUUCCACCAUUGCUUGUUAAGCCUUCCUUGAGCCAUUUCUGCAGGAAAACCCUGACUUCAGGCCACUAGUCACUGGGUAGAGAGAGCCUCCAGGUGUUUUUAUCAACCUAUAAAAUGUUUUCUAAGCCCAGGAGCUGAUAACUACUGUUUGUGUAUGCCUGUGUACAGAUCGUUCCAUCAGGUGUGAAGAAGAGCAUGAAUUCUUUCUCUGUGCACUGAUCAUCACAGGAAAUAUUCAUGAGACCUGUGUGCAAAAGUUGGCAACUGCGCUAGCACAGAAGAGCUUUCUGAUGAGCUGAAACUACACUGCUUAAAAAGAUUUAGAUACUAUACUAGAUGAUAUAGAUAUAUAAAUACUAAUACUAGAAGAUCACCAGCCAUUGCAGAUCCUUCUAUGUCAGCUGCAAAAACACAGUGCCAACUGAAGGCAACUUGGCUGACUUGCCAUCAGGGUUUCUUUCUGCAGAAAUUCUUUUUAUUUGGAAACGGUGUGAAGUAUGGGCCAUCCUUUAUCAUUUUUGUAUAUAGCAUAAAAUAUAUUCUAAAAAGUAUUUAGGAGAAUUCACAAGGUGCUAAUAUCCUUGCUAAUAUCCUCUCACUUUUAGUGAGUACAGAGUACUAUGGUUAGGCUUUGUUAGACUUGAUGAUCUUAAAGGUCUUUUCCAACCUGGGUAAUUCUAUGAUUCUAUGAUUCUACAGACAGAAUUCACACACAACAAUGAACAUAGCUAAGCUUCCAUGUCAAUGAGCUUGUUGUUGGCCUCUCCCACCUCUCAUAUUUCUAGAUUGAUGGAUUUAGCCUUUUUCUCUCCAAAGGAGAGAAUGGUGUUCUCUCAGUAUUCCACAUCAUAACAUCAUGUGCAGUAUGGAUCAUUAAAAGGUUCAUACUCCAGUUCCGUGGAAUAACUACGUCCCGGAUACUCAGCUCUCAGAAGAAGCACUACUGGGAAGUGGAUGUGGGAAAGAAAACUAUCUGGGAACGUGGAGUAGCUUCUGAAUCUGUGGCUGGGAAAGGGUACUUGAUUCUCUGCCCCAGAAAUGGCUUCUGGGUCAUGGCACUGCCUGAUGGGAUGGAGUACUGGGCCUACACUGACCCUUGGACCCAUCUGAAUGUAAGAUCAAAACCACAGAAGGCUGGGAUAUUACUGGACAUCUCAGCUGGACAGCUAUCAUUCUAUCUCGUCCAAAGUCAAGUGACUUUUUAUACUUUCAGCAUUGCUGAAAGUGAUAAGAAAGGGAAGCUCUUUCCCUUAGCAUUGCUGAAAGUGAUAAGAAAGGGAAGCUCCUUCCCUUUAUUUCCAUGGGUAACAGUGCUGGAAAGAAAGACCAUGAGCUACUAAAUCUAUGUUCUUAAGGUGAGUAGCCAGUGAAAUCUGCUGUAAGCAUUAACACAUGCAACUUCAUGGAGAACACUGUCUUGCUGUUUUGCCUCAUUCUCUUUGAAUCUUCAAGCCACUGCUGAUUUGACAGACCUUGGAACAGAUUAUGUGCCUCUUUGUUUGCCUAAAGAGUCCUUCCGUCAUUUUAGGGACCGUAAAGGUGAAUCUUCAUUAGCACCACGCUCUUUGGCUCAUCAAUACACACACUGGAACUACAUCGUCAUGUAUACAUUCACCAGUCAAACAACAAUCUGCAUUUUUGCUUUUAAUGUGAUGAAUAAAAUCAGUAUUUUCCCAGA
Messenger RNA from Coturnix japonica (Japanese quail), 4067 nucleotides. Lineage: Eukaryota; Metazoa; Chordata; Aves; Galliformes; Phasianidae. The record is from RefSeq and is a predicted model, not a curated record.